Molecule: messenger RNA, 828 nt
Organism: Ascochyta rabiei
Lineage: Eukaryota; Fungi; Ascomycota; Dothideomycetes; Pleosporales; Didymellaceae
Exons: 8
Coding region: 1-828 (275 amino acids)
Source: RefSeq, a predicted model, not a curated record
AUGCUGAUUCUCUGGUCGAUAUGCGGCGUGCCAUUUGGUGUUUACGCUAUUGUACAGAACUUCAGCUUUGCUCUUCAGUUCCAGCCUCAAGCAUUUGCUGGUCUCACACUCAUCUCCUGGGGGCAGACGCUCUACUACCACAACAAGUGGAAAACCUGGACUGCAACCGUGGCUACCAUUCUUCUUGCGACAAGCUUUGCAGUCAUGGAGGUGAUUCUGAUCUUCGCUCUUCAGGGUCCUUAUGAUCGCGGUGUCAAGUGGCCAAUGAUGCUUAUGGCGAUUUCAGCUACGCUCAUCCAGAUCGCUGGGUUGAUACCACCGUACUUCGAGCUCGCAAAACGCAGCGGCAGAGUUAUUGGCAUCGACUUUUGGUUUCUGCUCAUCGACUAUGCUGGAGCGUUCUUCUCUCUGAUGGCUCUCAUUGCACAGCAGUGGUUUGAUGCCCUCGGUGGCAGCUUGUACAUUGCUUGUAUGCUGCUUGAAACGGGCAUCUUCGCAUCUCAAGCCAUCUGGCUCUGGCGCGUACGACACAUUCGCCAAGAAGCAAAGAAAGCUGGAAAGACUUACGAUGAAUACGUUGCUGAGCAUCCCUCGAAGAACCUUCCCAAAUCCGAAUCAACGGAGACCGUCGUCGAUGUCGAAGCUUGCCACGCACCCCAAGUUCCAAGUGAUUUUUCUGAGAAUCCUAAAACAGUGAAGGAACCAGACACAGCUACUGAGGGCACUGAGGGCGCAUAUACACAAGAGAAGAUUCCUGUCUCUGAAAGGGGCUUUGUGCAGAAGUGGAAGACUUUGGUGCUCCGACCGGUCCCAGAUGUCCAAUCGUGA